Messenger RNA from Ctenocephalides felis (cat flea), 907 nucleotides. It is a transcript of the gene Non2, whose product is annotated as upstream activation factor subunit spp27. The transcript is spliced from 4 exons. Gene Ontology annotation, cellular component: nucleus. The coding region runs from base 113 to 892 and encodes 259 amino acids. The record is from RefSeq and is a predicted model, not a curated record. NCBI's taxonomy places the organism in Eukaryota, Metazoa, Arthropoda, Insecta, Siphonaptera, Pulicidae.
UAUAUCUUGUUUUGCGGUUGGUAGCUUGAGUGAGAAUCGUUUCUAUAUUUGACAUUUCGUGUUCCUUUGUGCUUUAUGUUAUCUUCCCAAAUCUUGUUUGUAUUUUUAUAAAAUGGCAAAUAUUUCUAAGGCAGAGCUCCGCAAGGAAAUUAACGCUAUUUUGAAAGAUGCAGAUCUCUCAUCUACUUCUGCCAAGAAAGUGAGGCAGAUGCUUGAAGAAAAACUUGAUUGCAAUUUGGCAGCUAGAAAAAAGGAAAUUGAUGGUCUAGUUAUGGACUAUGUUAAUGAGCAUGUUAAAAAUGAAGAUUCUGAAGAAGAUGGUACUGAAGAGGAGGAGGCUAGUGAAGAAGACGAAGCUAGUGAAGAGGAAGUAAAAGAAAAGAAAAGUAAGAGAGCAGCUCCAGCCAAAAAGAAGGCAACUAAAAAAGCUCGACAAGAUGAUGACGAUGAGGAAGAUGAAGAAGAGAACAGUGAAUCUGAGGCCAAUUCUGACGCUAUGUCUGAGGAGGAAUAUAGCCCCAAAAAGACAACUAAGCCAAAAGCUAAAAAGGGGGCCAAGGGUAGGAGAAAGAAGGGAUCAGACAGUGACUCUGAUGAUGACUGGAAUAAGAGCAAGAAAACUAAGAAAGCGAAAGGAGGAAAAAGAGCCACUGCCUAUACAAGGCCCUACAAGCUAUCUGCAGAGCUGUCCAACUUAAUUGGUUCAAAAGACCCUAUGCCCCGACAUGAGGUCAUCAAACGGGUUUGGGCCAUCAUAAAAGAGCGCAAUCUUUAUGAUCCAGAAAACAAACAAUUUGCCAUCUGUGAUGAUGAGUUGAUGAAAGUAAUGGGUGUGAAACGUUUCCGUACAUUCGGUAUGAUGAAAUACCUGAAGAAUCAUUUUCUUGAUUAAUUUGAAGAUUAAGUG